Cheilinus undulatus (humphead wrasse) is the source of this 989-nucleotide messenger RNA. RefSeq names its product macrophage mannose receptor 1-like. The transcript is spliced from 6 exons. The coding region runs from base 39 to 989 and encodes 316 amino acids. The record is from RefSeq and is a predicted model, not a curated record. NCBI's taxonomy places the organism in Eukaryota, Metazoa, Chordata, Actinopteri, Labriformes, Labridae.
UCAUUCUGAGCUGAGGGAGGAGGAGAGAAACGGCGAGGAUGGAGAAGGUUCUCCUGAGCAUCAUCUCUGCAGCAGGACUGUGUGCCGUUCUCUGUCAUGCUGAGCGUCGGUAUCAUUUUGUUUAUGAGGAGAAGAACAUGGCCGAGGCUCGGAGCUACUGCAGAGAGAAAUACACAGACCUGGCCACCAUAGACCACAUGAACGACGUGAAGAUCCUGAAUGACAUGGCAGAUUUGAGCAGAAUGAACUACUCAGAGUUCAGCUAUCGAGCCUGGAUCGGUCUGUACGACGACGUGAACAGUUGGAGGUGGUCACUGACAAACACAAGUUUCUACAAACCUGGAGAGACCGAGUUUAGAAACUGGAACCCUGGACAACCUAAUAACCAGCACAGCAAUGAACACUGGUCCAAUGUGACAUUUGUCCUCGCCCCCACCGCCAUGUCAUGGUCUGAUGCUGUGAGCUACUGCAGAGAACACCACACUGACCUGGCCAGUGUGAGGAACAUGGAGGAGAACCAGAAGAUAGAAGAGCAGAUAUCAGGACAACGUGUCUGGAUUGGCCUCUCCAGGGAGUCCUGGAAGUGGAUGGAUGGAAGUAGAUCCACAUUUAGGUACUGGAAAGAUGGUGAACCAAACAACCAGUAUAAGAAUGAGAUGUGCGUGGCAGCUGACUUUGGAAACUCUGGCAAAUGGGAGGACUGGCAAUGCCACUACAAGAGAGCAUUCAUCUGCUACAGCGUCCCUGUCUCCAAACAAGUGAUCAAGGUGAGGCUGGUGAAGCAGAGCUCCUCUCUGGAUCUGAACGACCCUGCCGUGCUGGAGGACAUGCUGAAGGAGCUCAGACAGAAUCUGAGGGAUCAAGGGGUGACACAGGACGUCAGACUGAGCUGGAGGAAGCAGGCGGACGGAAAGGUGUUUCACAAAGAGAAGAACAAGGAGAAGAAGAAGAGGAACAAAAUAAGAAUGGCCAGAAAAACUGAGUUCUAG